Messenger RNA from Ipomoea triloba (trilobed morning glory), 803 nucleotides. RefSeq lists its product as uncharacterized. The transcript has 2 exons. Bases 107 to 421 code for a protein of 104 amino acids. Lineage: Eukaryota; Viridiplantae; Streptophyta; Magnoliopsida; Solanales; Convolvulaceae. The record is from RefSeq and is a predicted model, not a curated record.
GAGUUUGACGGCACAACUACUCUGACCUUUGCUUCUUUCAAAAGAAAAAUUUUCUCUUUGAUUUGGCCUCAGCUUUGCAAGAACAAGAGGAGCAAAAGGAACAGAAAUGAAAGGGGAUUAUUGUUUGGUGCUCAUGCGACCUUCGAUAUUGUCGGUAGUUUUCUCAGUUUUUCUGUGGUUCAUUCCAGGGUUGGCAGAUGUCUCAGCGCCAGCAAAUUCCGGAACAGAAUCUCCAAACCAUUCAUCCAAGAAGUCCACCGCGCUGGUUGUCCUUGGCGUGUGCCUCGGGGUGUUAUCCCUCGUUGGAGGGGCAGUGAUCGUCUUCAAGUUUUGGCAGAGGAAGAGGAGAGAAGAACAGCACGCCCGCCUGCUAAAGCUCUUUGAAGAAGACGAUGAUCUUAACGUUGAGCUGGGAAUCUGAGGUUGAACUUUCCUCGUCCAUAGCAUAAUUAUGCCUCGCCAAGAUUUGUUAUUCUUUUUCUUCUUCUUUAUGUGCAUUUUAGCUGCCUCUGAGGUUUACAGAUCUGCAUUUACAAGUCUUGUGGUUGUGCAUAGAUGAAUAGCAGUAUAUGUAAGAGUUUGCAGACAUUUCUUUUUCAAGGUUAUCGAAAUACUUUUUAGAAUUUUAUGCUUUACGUUUCUCGUUUGUAAGAUGUACAGUAAGACCGAGUAGAUAUACAAUAUAUAAACAUAAAUGUCUAGUCCAACUAUCUGCUUAAACUUUUAGUUGAGACGAAACAUAUCAUUCAGUUUGUUGUUUGGCAUUGCCAUUGAAAUUUUGGAAACAUGUGUGCGUUUUGUUC